Messenger RNA from Micropterus dolomieu (smallmouth bass), 1118 nucleotides. RefSeq names its product ribosomal protein, large, P0 (gene rplp0). Gene Ontology annotation, molecular function: structural constituent of ribosome; large ribosomal subunit rRNA binding. Gene Ontology annotation, cellular component: cytosolic large ribosomal subunit. Gene Ontology annotation, biological process: ribosomal large subunit assembly; cytoplasmic translation; ribosome biogenesis. The transcript has 8 exons. The record is from RefSeq and is a predicted model, not a curated record. Bases 102 to 1052 code for a protein of 316 amino acids. Lineage: Eukaryota; Metazoa; Chordata; Actinopteri; Centrarchiformes; Centrarchidae.
CGCGGCCAUCAUCUUCCUCUUUCUUUCACGCGACCCCUUUGAAUAAGGUACUACCUUGUCUUUAAACCAGCUGUUAAGCGAUCCUUGGAAGCACUGCAAAGAUGCCCAGGGAAGACAGGGCCACGUGGAAGUCCAACUAUUUUAUGAAAAUCAUCCAACUUUUGGAUGACUAUCCAAAAUGCUUCAUUGUGGGUGCAGACAAUGUGGGCUCCAAGCAGAUGCAGACCAUCCGUCUGUCUCUGCGUGGCAAGGCUGUGGUGCUGAUGGGUAAAAACACCAUGAUGCGCAAAGCCAUUCGUGGCCACCUGGAGAACAAUCCUGCUCUGGAGAAGCUCCUGCCCCACAUUAAAGGGAAUGUGGGCUUUGUCUUCACCAAGGAGGAUCUGGCUGAGGUCAGGGACCUGCUGCUGGCCAACAAGGUACCUGCAGCUGCCCGUGCUGGAGCCAUUGCUCCUUGUGAUGUGACUGUACCAGCCCAGAACACUGGUCUGGGUCCCGAGAAGACCUCUUUCUUCCAGGCUCUGGGUAUCACCACCAAGAUCUCCAGGGGAACCAUUGAAAUCCUGAGUGACGUCGGUCUGAUCAAGACGGGCGACAAGGUUGGUGCCAGCGAGGCCACACUGCUCAACAUGCUGAACAUCUCACCCUUCUCCUUCGGCCUGAUCAUCCAGCAGGUGUAUGAUAAUGGCAGUGUUUACAGUCCUGAGGUGCUCGACAUUACAGAGGCUUCUCUGCAUGCCAGGUUCCUGGAGGGUGUGAGGAACAUUGCUAGCGUGUGUCUGGAGAUUGGCUAUCCCACUUUGGCCUCUGUACCCCACUCAAUCAUCAAUGGCUACAAGAGAGUCCUGGCUGUCGCUGUUGAAACAGACUACUCCUUCCCCCUGGCAGACAAGGUCAAGGCCUUCCUGGCAGACCCAUCUGCUUUUGCUGCUGUCGCAGCACCUGCAGCAGCUGCUGAAACUGCUGCAGCUCCAGCAGCUGCUGCCAAGGAGGAGGUUAAGGAGGAAUCUGAGGAAUCAGAUGACGACAUGGGCUUUGGUCUGUUCGACUAAUUCAAAUACUGAACAGAACCAGAUAAGAAUCAAAUAAGACCAUGAUUCAAUAAAAUUGUCUCUCUA